Molecule: messenger RNA, 480 nt
Organism: Cadophora gregata
Lineage: Eukaryota; Fungi; Ascomycota; Leotiomycetes; Helotiales; Ploettnerulaceae
Gene: RPL24
Product: 60S ribosomal protein L24
Exons: 3
Coding region: 1-480 (159 amino acids)
Biological process (GO): cytoplasmic translation
Cellular component (GO): cytosolic large ribosomal subunit
Molecular function (GO): mRNA binding; structural constituent of ribosome
Source: RefSeq, a predicted model, not a curated record
AUGCGUACUUACGACGAUACCUUCUCCGGCGAGAAGAUCUACCCUGGAAAGGGCAAGCUCUACGUCCGCGGUGACUCCAAGAUCUUCCGUUUCCAGAAUGGAAAGACCGAAUCCCUCUUCCUCCAACGCAAGAACCCCCGCCGAAUUGCCUGGACUGUCCUGUUCCGCAGACAACACAAGAAGGGUAUCUCUGAGGAAGUUGCCAAGAAGCGAUCCCGCCGUACGGUCAAGUCACAACGUGCUAUCGUUGGUGCCUCUCUCGAUGUGAUCAAGGAGCGACGCAGUCAAAGACCAGAAGCCCGUUCCGCCGCCCGUCAAGCCGCUAUCAAGGAGGGCAAGGAGAAGCGAGCUGCUGCCCAGAGCGCAAAGAAGGCUGAGAAGGCGAAGAACGCUGCCGGUGCCGCAAAGGGAAAUGCCAGAGUCACAAGCAAGAUGGGUGCUAAGGGUGCGCCAAAGAAGAUCCAGGCCUCUACUCGUUAA